UAAAGAUUUGAUGCUUAUAAUUUCAAGUCAAUGUAUUAAUACUAUAAAAGCAAAUUGAUUAUCACCCUAAUCACAGAUUUAAACAGCCAUUGUUAUCACAGAUCACCAGAAAAACCCCAUCACUUCUUGUAUUAUUGGGCCCACCUGUCCAAAACAAACAACAAUUUUGGCCUUAAAAUUCAGUUUUAAAGAUCAAAUCCCAGCUACAGUAUUUUUUUUUGUGGGGUCGUCUGAAAAAUGGAGCCAAAUUCAUCUGAACAAGACUCGCCAUUACUGGGGAGCCCUCGCCGGAGACUGAGUCAAAACGACCGUCAACAACUGCUGCACCGACGUAACUCGGUUAACUCGUUGAGAGACGAUUUCAUAUCCAGGUUGCCUGAUAAGCUUCGUUCUGGGGUUGAUGAUGAGUCUCGCUAUGAUGUUAAUUUCUCUAAAACUCAUAGUUUAACUCAAGGAGAAAAGGAGUACUAUGAAAGACAAUUUUCUACCUUGAAAUCAUUUGAGGAGGUUGAUCAUGUAGUCCAAUCAGGUUCACCGGAAGAGGAUGAUGAUGAACAAGCUCAACACGAACGAGCAAUGAGGAUCUCAAAUUACGCUAAUGUUGUGCUUUUGGCAUUCAAGAUUUAUGCUACCGUAAUGACUGGAUCAUUAGCCAUUGCUGCAUCGACGUUGGAUUCUUUGCUUGACCUUAUGGCUGGUGGUAUACUUUGGUUUACUCAUCUUUCAAUGAAAAACAUCAAUAUCUACAAGUACCCUAUUGGGAAACUAAGAGUCCAGCCAGUAGGAAUCAUCAUUUUUGCUGCUAUCAUGGCUACCUUAGGAUUUCAAGUUCUCAUACAGGCUGUUGAACAACUAAUCAAGAAUGAAGGUGCUGAUAAAAUGACAUCUGAACAAUAUAUUUGGCUCUGCGCGAUCAUGAUAUCAGCUACAGUUGUAAAACUUGUCUUGUUCCUUUACUGCAGAAGCUCUGGAAAUGAAAUUGUCCGUGCUUAUGCCAAGGAUCACUACUUUGAUGUGGUUACAAAUGUGGUUGGUUUAGUUGCUGCAAUUCUUGGUGACAAGUUUUUCUGGUGGAUAGACCCUGCUGGCGCUAUUCUCCUUGCAAUAUAUACAAUUGCAAAUUGGUCAGGAACUGUUUUAGAGAAUGCAGUUUCACUAAUAGGACAGACAGCACCUCCUGAAGUCUUGCAAAAGUUCACAUACCUAGUUAUAAGGCACCCUAAAGUUAAGCGUAUUGACACUGUCCGUGCUUACACUUUUGGCGUGCUUUACUUUGUGGAGGUUGACAUUGAACUUCCCGAGGAUAUUCCUUUGAAAGAAGCACAUGCAAUCGGAGAGACACUACAGAUUAAGCUAGAGAAACUCCCUGAAGUCGAACGAGCAUUCGUCCAUUUAGAUUUUGAAUGUGAACAUAAACCAGAGCACACUGUUUUAAGCAAGCUGCCUAAUACUGAACCUUGAUUAUUAUGUGUUUGAGUGAACAAGCCUACAUAUAUAUCCAAGCUACUGUUGUGGAUUACUAAUUUAUAAUUUAGGAAAGGUUAAUUCUUUGAAUAACAAGUCACAAGUUUGCAGUUUUGUUCCUGGUAUGUAUCUGAUACUAAUUAAUACUCCCUUUAAUCUUUCUGUGUUUGGUUCAAGUGAAAUAGAGGUGGAUCAAAUAUUGGAGUAA
Spinacia oleracea (spinach) is the source of this 1672-nucleotide messenger RNA. RefSeq names its product metal tolerance protein 4. Gene Ontology annotation, molecular function: manganese ion transmembrane transporter activity. The record is from RefSeq and is a predicted model, not a curated record. Gene Ontology annotation, cellular component: membrane. The transcript is spliced from 7 exons. The coding region runs from base 238 to 1461 and encodes 407 amino acids. Gene Ontology annotation, biological process: monoatomic cation transport; transmembrane transport. NCBI's taxonomy places the organism in Eukaryota, Viridiplantae, Streptophyta, Magnoliopsida, Caryophyllales, Amaranthaceae.